AUGGACGCCAUCCGAGCUCGCUUGGACGCCAUUCGAGCGCGUUCGCCCGUCACCGACCGCCAUGGACGAACCGAACGCGCCGAAAACGGUGCUUUCAAUGACGAGCGUUUUAAAUUCACGUCACGCGACGCCGACGCAUUCACCGCGCCCGCGUCGCCCACGAGUCCGUUCGCGACGGAUGAUGACGCUCGAGUCGCCGUGGACACCGCUAUCGAGCGUUUGGAGGCUCUCAGCACGACGAUGCCGGCGGUGAAGAGCGCGUUGGAGCUCGUGGAGCGCGACGCCGCGGGACGGGUCACGACGGCGUCGUUCGCGCGCGUGGCGGAGGCGUUGAAGGAGAUCUCCGAUUUGGUGGCGAGUCGCGGCGUGAUGAACGGGGAGAAACCCACGAUAACGGUGCCGCCGCGAUCGCCGGCUGGGGGGAUGUCGUCGCUCGGGAGUUCACCGAGGAUCGUCAGCCCGGGCGGUUUGAGGCGGUCGACGUCGCCGAUCGGACCGGCGAGGCGAGUGCGCGUGGACGGUGACGACGAGGACGUGCGAGAGGUUCCGAGUCAAACGAAUCGUGUGCGAGUGGCUGUGAACGAUCGUGAUGAGGACGAUGAGGUGUCGGCGGCGCGUUUUCGCGAGUGGGGCGAGCACGUGCGAGCGACUGGGCGAGCAACCGAACAUCGCGAAGUCGAGAACCACCUGAGGGAGGACAUGAUCGAGCAGUACCGUGCGUUUCUUCAAAACGCCACGCCACCAAGAGAUCCCUUCAUCGCAGCCUUAGCGGAACAAAUGAUGAACUCGAUUCGCGAAAAGGAGGAGAUGACGCAGGGCGUGCACCGAGCGAGACAGAUGAUCGAGGCGCUGGCAGAGUCGGACAAGGCGAAGACGCUCGCGAUCGAGCGGUUGUGCGAAGAGAUCGAGCGAAUGGGCGGUCAAGUCCCGGAUGAUGUCGAUAAAUUAGGCGUACAGUGGGCGCCGGGCGCUUUCGACGAACAAGGCUCGGACGACGACGAAUGA
Messenger RNA from Ostreococcus tauri, 1005 nucleotides. RefSeq names its product unnamed product. The record is from RefSeq and is a predicted model, not a curated record. Bases 1 to 1005 code for a protein of 334 amino acids. Lineage: Eukaryota; Viridiplantae; Chlorophyta; Mamiellophyceae; Mamiellales; Bathycoccaceae. The transcript has a single exon.